GGGAGCAACGGUACAAAACAGCUGGUCACCGAACGGAACUACGCGAAGAAAGAUGUUGCGCGUUAUUAGCGCUGCGGUUCGAGGUAUCGUGUCACAUGUCAAUGUAAAUAAUGUUGGAACCCUUGUGUUCAAAGAAUAUCCAAAACUUAUUACAAAUGUUACUCAAAUUCGAGGCUUCUCCCUUUUAUCUACACAGUCAUGGCUAAAUAGAGAUAGGAUAAACGAUAAAUCAUUAAUUGGUGCUGUAACACCGUAUGGAAAUAUUUUAUCAUCCGUGCAAGAUACAACAAUUACACCAAAAAGGACUGUAAUCAAGUUUUCUGCGAGGAAAGGAAAGAGAAAAACUGUCAAAACAGUUGUCAAACGGUUUUACAGGCUAAAUUGGGGUAUAUGGAUACGAAGAUAUUGUGCGCAUAACAAACAUAUGUGGAGAAAAACAGAAGGGAGAAAACGUAGAUUACGUCAACAUAUUUUCACUAAUUCUACACAGUCCUGGUUACUUGAUACAAUGGUAACAAAAUAUUGGAGACGACCAUCAUUUUAUGUUGACGAUCCCUAUAAUCCGUAUCAUCAAAGAGAAGAAUUUGCAUAUACACGAAGAAAGCCUUUUGAUUAAAUUGUUUACUCUAAACUUACUUAA
Molecule: messenger RNA, 640 nt
Organism: Polistes dominula (European paper wasp)
Lineage: Eukaryota; Metazoa; Arthropoda; Insecta; Hymenoptera; Vespidae
Gene: mRpL35
Product: mitochondrial ribosomal protein L35
Biological process (GO): translation
Cellular component (GO): mitochondrion; ribosome
Molecular function (GO): structural constituent of ribosome
Source: RefSeq, a predicted model, not a curated record